AUUGCAUUUGUUUAUGUUGUGUUAUAAAUUUAUUUUUCUCGUUUAUGAUUAUGAAUGUUGACAAUUAGGGUCAUUGGUCAACAACCAAGUGCGUCAUAAAAAUUUAAAAUUUAAAGAUGAUAUUAUUGUCGYGAAUAAACGUUACGUUUUUUUAUGUUUAGCAACUUGCUAUUGAACAUUAUUACAAUAACAAUAAUUAUCAGYGCCUCCUAGUUAUCACCGAGGAGUAUCAGACAUAAUUUACAAUUACAUAGUGUUCGAUAGGUCGAUACUCAACUACAGUUCAACACAUUGAGUUCAUCGACAUCUUGAUAAUAAAUAAUAAUAUUAUUAUCUUAAUUAUUAUUACAGAAGAUCGUGGAAUGAGCCAGCUGUUGCCCGCAGUCCGUGUAGUACUGUAGACAGUUACCAGUCACCAGACAUCAGUUACGCGAUCGCGAUUAUUGCAUAGGUUACUCAUCUCUUGUUGAAGUUGUGAGCGAUUUGAACAUCUCAUAACAUGGAAAACAGUAACAAGAGACCUUUAGAAGAUGGAUGUCAAUAUUUACACACUGAAACAAAGAAAUCUAAAACAUCUCCGAUUACAAAAACUAUAUCACUACCUAAAUCCUCAAAGGAUAUUGUUGGUUUUCAAGAUUUAUCGGAUGAUGUUAUUAUGUAUUUAUUUCAAUAUCUAUCACAUGAUAAUCUUGCGAAAAUGGCAUUAGUAUGCCCUAACUUGUUAAGAAUUAGUCAUGAUUGGACUCUUUGGAAAAAACCAAAAUUUGAGAAGUUUGAAAAAUACAUGGAAGAUGUAUACUUGAGCUACUUAAAAGAAGAUACCACUGAAUUGUCUAUAACAUGUAAUGAUGCUCCAAGUUCUGAUUAUUCAACUACUCACACAUUUUUAAUACAAUUAGAAACAAAAUGCCCAAAAUUACAACAUUUAACUUUAAAAAAUCAAGUAUUUGAUGCCAGUGAAAUAAGUGUAAAGAUUUUGCAUCGAAAAUUAAAAACGCUGACAAUUGAUAAUACAACUAUUGAAAACAUUCCGGACAGCUCUUCAUAUUUAUGUGGUAUAAACAAUGCUUGCCCAGAGCUGGAGCGAAUUAUAAUGACGAACAACGAUUGGUUUUUACCAAAUUGUUUAUAUGCAUUGGCUAAGCUGGAACGCUUAAACUAUUUAAGUCUUGCAGGUUGCAAACAGUUUAAGGACUGUAUACCAUAUGCAAGUAUUACUGCUAUAACUGGAUUCAAAUCAUUACACGUUAGUAAUAUAAAUUAAAAUAUAACAAACUUCAAAAAAUAGAUAAUUAUUUUUUUAAUAACAAUAACUCAGGUUACACCUGAAAUGAUAAGAAUGUGUGUGGUGUUUCUACAUUUUUACUAGAAAUACAAAUUUAGUUAGUAUAAAAAUAUUUUUGAUAUUUGUGAUAAUAUUAAAUAUCAGUAUCAAUGUAUUAGUUAUUUG
This is a messenger RNA of Diuraphis noxia (Russian wheat aphid), 1450 nucleotides long. RefSeq lists its product as uncharacterized. Gene Ontology annotation, molecular function: protein binding. Gene Ontology annotation, cellular component: SCF ubiquitin ligase complex. NCBI's taxonomy places the organism in Eukaryota, Metazoa, Arthropoda, Insecta, Hemiptera, Aphididae. Gene Ontology annotation, biological process: SCF-dependent proteasomal ubiquitin-dependent protein catabolic process. The record is from RefSeq and is a predicted model, not a curated record.